ACCUCGGAAGCGAGUCAAGAUGGCGGAGGUCAGUCGUGAAAGGGCGGCCUGGUUGGGCCGCUGAAGCCGGCGGCAUCCCAUGGCCUUGUUGAGGGGCCUGAACAAGGGGACGGCGGCCCCCCUGCUGUGGGCGCCCCGGGCGGUGCUCUCCCGCCCGCCCCAGACGGCGGGCCUUUCGGGGACCGAAUCCGGGGGCGGCACAGGCCGGCCAGGCUCCGGUCCGCAGGGCUUGUACGACCUGCUGGGGGUCCCCCCGGGGGCCACGCAGGCGCAGAUCAAGACGGCAUACUACAAGCAGUCUUUUCUGUACCACCCGGACCGCAACGCCGGCAGCGAGGAGGCGGCGCGGCGCUUCACUCUCGUCAACGAGGCCUACCUGGUGCUGGGCAGCGUCGCCCUCCGAAGGAAGUACGACCGCGGCCUGCUCAGCAGGGAGGACCUGCGCACCGCCGGGAAGCCCUCGGGCAAGACAGCAGGGUCGUCGACCACCACCACCUCUUCAGCCACCAGGACGCGGCCCUUUGCCUCCACGUGGCCCCACAACAAACCCAUAUUCGACUUUGACAAGUUCUACCAGGCCCACUAUGGGGAGCAGCUGGAGCGUGAGCGCUUCAUCCGCGAGAAGCGACGGGAGAUGCAGAAGCGCAAGGCCGAGAUGGAAAACAUGUGGCGGCGGGAGCACCUGCAGGAGUUGCUGGUUGCCAUCACUUUCUUGUCAACUCUGAUCUUCCUGGUCAGCUUCAAGUGAGCAAGGAGGAGGAGAAGCUGGCAUGGCCAGGUGUCCCUUUGGGCUUGCCACUCCUGAGGGACUUCCUCCUGGAGCAGGCAGAACCGGCUAGGAGAAGCAUGUCCUCCCCAAAGGCUCUGGCUUCAAGGGGUACACAAAGCGUCCCUCACGAAGGCUGAUGCGGGCUCCCACCACGGCCAAACUUGGGGUGAUCUCUGCUUUCCUACAUGCCUCACUGUAAUCACCCAGAGAACAUAACAAACAAUUUCAGAAGGAUUUGGAGUGUUGCCAACCAACCCCCCCCCCACACAGUGCUGGGGAGCAAGACUCCAGAUGCCAUUUCCAAUGAUAAUAAAACCUUUAAAACGUGCUUUACUUUGCCUUAGAAAUCAAAGUGCAAGUGGGUUUAAUUUCCCACACCUAAUUGUACUGUGAGAAGUAGAUGGUAUUUAUGCAUGUCAAUGUAUUGGGCAUGGUGCUUCAGUUAGCAGGUGUCAUCUCUGUAGCUUGAAAUUCUCCCUUCCUCUGGGUGCGGGAGGGAGGGAUUUCAGGUCUACCUUUCCUUUCUUUCAUAGAGAUUCUGCUGACUAUUUCACUGGGGUGUCCCCUGCACUUGGGCCCAAAAAAGCUGCUCCACAACUUGAGCACUUAACAAACCUCUUUGGUUUGAUAAAGGAUGCAUCUGAAGAGAAGAAGGUUCUCAUUUGGAGUCUUUGUGGUGGCUUCUAAUAGUCUUUGGGGAAAUGCAUUCUCUUUUAUGAGGUAAACUGCUGUAGGAUUCACUCUUGCAGUUUGGAAUGUAAUGACGUGGCCACGGUGUUUUGAUCUGUAUAUCCAAAGGAUUCAAACCAAUCAUGUGAAUGAAAUUUAUUUUAAUAUGCUGUAUAAAGACACAAAGAAACAUUUAGGAACUGUCUCCUUGUCCUUCCAAGUCUUAAAGUGAAGCACUUAGAUGCUUUUGGAAACACAGCUGCCUGGUCCCCUCUUUGAUUGGUAAGGUAAAGGGGCCCCUGACCGUUAGGUCCAGUUGCAAAUGACUGGGGUUGCGGCGUUCAUCUCGCUUUACUGGCCAAGAGAGCCAGCAUACAGCUUCCGGGUCAUGUGGCCAGCAUGACCGAGCAGCUUUUGGCGAACCAGAGCAGUGCACAGAAAUGCAUUUAGCUUCCUGCUGGAGCGGUACCUAUUUAUCUACUUGCAUUUUGAGGUGCUUUCGAACUGCUAGGUGGGCAGGAGCUGGGACCAAACAACGGGCGCUCACCCUGUUGGAGCUCCCCAUCGCGGGGAUUUGAACCGCUGACCUUCCAAUCGGCAAGCCCUAGGCUCUGUGGUUUAGACCACAGUGCCACCCUUUGAUUGGUGUUGAGUUGUAAAAGUAAGCAACCAUUGUGUAGGGUUAUUUAGAAGGCCAAGAGAGGAGAGAGUAUUUGGUGAAUGUUAUUCCUGCUUCGCAGGGGUUUGGGAUAGAUGACCCUUUGACUCCCUUCAAACUCUAACAUGUUAUUCUUUGAAUACAUAUGGGUAGGUUUCACUGAAAUUGCAGGUGGGUUGAAGGUUGUGGGUCAGGCAAAGAAUUCUAGUAAAAGGUGAGUUCUUAGUAGGCUGUGGGAAGGGGAGAAACCCGCCCCCUUCUUCUCCCCAUAUUCUUUUCAUUCACCAUUCCUUCUUGUUAUUCCCUUUGAAGCAAGUUAGGAGAGGAGGGCAACCACCCUGAGCUGUGGUUGGUCCAGCUCAGCAACUCCCCUUGUGUUGAAAUUGUGUUUUUCCAAGCGCUGGGUUGCUGUUCCCGAGUGGUACAGCAGAGGGGGUCCUUGCACCAUUGUUCAGCUGACAGUGAAAGGAAACUGAUUUUCAUUUGGAAAGGAUAUCGUCAUCCCACAGCUAAAUAAGGGGGGAGUGGCUUGCUCAGCCAGGCUUGGUGAGGGAGCUCUUCUCACUGUUAGGUUGAUGGCAGGGAAGAAGUUUUUUUGGGGGGUGGCUGAUGAAGAAGCCUGAAACUAGCUGGGGAGCUAGUAGGAUAACUGGAUCACAAAACGAUGAAAGGUACCCGAUAGAAAUAUAGAUGAUUAUAUUGAUUUCUCCCUAAGUGAAAACCUCACCAGGCAACCAGCCCAUCCAUUCCAUUUGAGUAUUUGCAUCUGAUUCAGGGUGCUGCUGCUGCGGGGGGGGGGGGGGGCAUACAGACAAGAAUGCAAUUCUGACUGUCUUGGGCAGAAAAUAAGUGAAGCUCUUUGCUGAAUGCUAUCCCUGAUGAACUUGGCUGGUUAGCCACUGGGCCAGCAUCUGGCCUCUAAUCCCUACCUGGCCUGUGUGCCAAAUCCUGCCUCCCAGCUGCAACCCCCCACUGCAAAUUGAAUUAUUGUCCUUGGGUUUCUACUGAGGAUUGUACUUUAAUCUUCCUACACUUGAGUAUAUCCUCAUAGCUCAUAGUCUAGUUCCACUGCAGGGAAAGAUGCAUCUGUCAGAAUUCCUUCUCCUAACAGCAUGAAGCAAUAGUCAACAUAACUCCAGUUCUGCUUCUGAUGCUUUCUGUGCAGAGGAGGGCGAGCAAGAUGAUAUCAUUGUAGAGUUGGAAAGGGUAAUCUAGUCCAAACCCCUGUAAUGCAGGAAUAAAGGGUCUGGAAACAGAGCCUUACGAGGAACAGUUGAGGGAGUUGGGUAUGCUUAGCCUGGAGAAGAGAAGGCUUGAGGAAGAUGGAGCAAGCUGAUUUCUGCUGAUCCAGAGGGGAUGACCUGAACCAAUGGGUUCAAAUAACAGGAAAGGAAAUUCUGACGAAACCUUAGGAAGAACCUUCUGGUGGUAAGAGCUGUUUGACAGUGGAACAGACUCCCUUGGAAAGUGGUGUAAUCUCCUUCACUGGAGGUUUUUAAACAGGUUGGAUGGGCAUCUUUCAGGGAUUCUUUUGCUGUGUUUCCUGCAUUGCAGGGGGUUGGACUAGAUGACUUGAGGUCCUUUCUAAUCCUACAAUUCUUUGGUUUCAGCUUGAUUUUCAAGCGUGAAGCCUGAAGUCCCAGGAUUGGGUUUCCUCAGUGCUUUGGACCUCUUCUCCCCCAAGUUCACAAAAGCUAGCCCACAAAUUAAAGAAGAAAAAUGUGAUUGGGCUGCCAGCCUGUCCAUGACUGUUGGAUAUAACUCACAUCAGCCCCAGGCAGCAUGGGAAGGUGAAGGGAGCUGGGAGUCCAAAACAUCCCAAAGACUACGCAAGUUGAAGGAUAUUGACUUAGCAUGUAGGACCAGGGAGACCCAGGUUUAAAUCCCAUCCACCUUCAGCUAUGUAGUUCACUAGGUGACCUUCAGCCUCUCUCUCUCUCCCUCUCGCCCUCUCCUUCUGCCUGGCCUACCUCGUAGGGUUGUGCUGAAGAUAAAAUUCAGCAUGUAUGUGGAAGCGCCAUGUACGUAGCUCCUUAGAAUAUAUAUAUAUAGUAAAUAACCAAAUAAAAGCACCUGGAUGCCCCCCACAGGCCCCCCAGCCAUGCCACAGAGCCUGCAGAAAGGGAGUGGGUAUAUACUCCUUGUUGCAUGUGCUGCUUAUUUCAGCCCGGGGUGGGGGGUCCUCUGCGACACACCCCACACGAUCCUGACUGUCGGGUGAAGGCACAUCGCAGUUGCUAGGGCUCUUUGGAGAGGUUUGCAGAACAGCAAGACAUCCCUCUCUCACACACAGGAGGAGCUGGAUGCUGCUGUUGCCAGGGCAACGGGCGGCCCAUCAGCGAGCAGGAGAGCCUGGCUGGUCCUCUCCACCAAUCGCAGGGCCCGGCUGGCAUCCUAGAGACAGCGACUCUGCUGCCUGUAACCAGGGGUUACCCACUGGCAAAUGGGAAGCAGAUCUCUCUCCCCCCACCUUCCAGUCCCCCCCCCUCUCUGGGAAAGCGUUUGAUUUCCUAUUAACCUAAGCAGCUGGGGGGGGGGCUAAGAGGACCCCCUCCUCCCCAUCAGUGGUUACUUAGCAGCUAGUUCAUGAGCAUAAUAACCUGUCCCUGAAGGCUUGGUGGGAGUGGGGGGGGGGAACGGGACAGGAUCCAGCCAACUUAGUUCUCCAGCUAUGAUUCCAGCAAGAAAUGCUUGAUUUCUGAUGGGGGAGCCACCAGGAGCUCAAGGCAAGGCUGAAACUCCACUCUGUCCCUGGUUCCACACAGAGCUGCAUUAGCCUGAAUGAAGGGGAACAGAGUUUGUGCACCCAAAUCAGCAUUAUUUGGGGUUACUCCAAAUCACAGCCACAGCCUUAAUGUGUGCAUACACAAACACACAUAGAACUAUUUUCAAUAGAAACAGAGUAUUUAAUUAUGAGUGAUGACAUUCAAGCUCCCCCUAGCAUUUUCUCCAUGGAAUUUUUUUUUUAAGUUUGUGAAAAGGAAAGUGAGCUACCCAACAGCUCAUCCAUCUAUCUAUCUAUCUAUCUAUCUAUCCGUCUGUCUAUCAUCUAUCUAUCUAUCUAUCUAUCUAUCUAUCUAUCUAUCUAUCUAUCUAUCAUUAGCAUCCUUCUGUCUUGAGAGACAAGGGAGUGUGCUUCUGGGGGUGAAGUCACUGCUGCAUUAGCAGCACCAAAGUGACCUCCCCAGGGCACAAGUCUGGGCAGUGUAUAUGGAGGUCCUGGGCUGCCUAGAUGACAAGAAUAUCGCCUCUUGGCCUCGCUGAUAUGGUCCAAAGGAAAGCAGAGCAAGACAUUUGGCACCAGCUUGGCUGCUGGAGUUGCUGGAAGGAGGAGUACAAGGCACCAUCCAACCAUCUUAGGGACUUCACUCUGGAUUUGUGUAGGGUUUACUCCUUAGCCUUUUCUUCUCCCAGAUAUCCCACAAGGAAGCGGAAGUUUAGGAUCAGUCUUCCUUCUCCUAGAUGGAAGGUUGACAAGUCCCAAAACUGCCUUUGUGACAGUUUGGACCCACUAUUGGUUUUGUCUGUUCAAUCCACCAGAACCUGUUGUCACAUGCAAAGGAAGUCCCUAACUCACUGAGGGUUUGAGACCUAUUGGCUACCCUCACCUGGUUUAGCUGACCAAUUGAAGCUGUUCCUGGGGUAUGGCCAAUGUUUCAUGCUAACAGCUAAUAUGAGCCACAGGUGAGAGCUGAGUGCAAAGUGGGGACCAAUGGUGGAGAAACUACCCUAGAAGGAGCAUGGUGUACCCUUCUGCUAACACCUCAUAAACACAUAUAUGAAUGGCAAGCGAAACAUGCCCAAUUCCUUCAACCGUUCCUCAUAAGGCUUGGUUUCCAGGCCCUUUAUCACCCUGGUCACCCUUCUCUGCAAACCUCCUAGCUUCUCAAUAUCCUUCUUAAACUGGGGUGCCCAGAACUGAGCAAAGGAAUCUCACCAAAACAGAAUAUAGCAGUACUGUACAUUUCCUCAAUGAACUAAGUUACUCCCUCACUUGAGAGUAGACCUGAACAGGAGUCUGCAACAAAGAUCCUUUUAUUCUUCAGAGGCCAUACCCUUGUUGAACAUUUCUCUCCCUGCCCUCGUGUGAUGUAAAAAUAUAUUACUGAAUGUUAGGCCGUAUUUAUUGUGUUGAAUUAUUUUGCUCUUUAAUUCCUUAUUUGUGUUUCUUGAUUGAUGCCUGGUUUCUGCUCUUAAUAUCUGCUGGAGGUUUCGCUGUUAAUUAAGCACACAUUUCAUGGGUUGUUUUUUUUGGGGGGGGCAUCUUUUAAAACAUUCUGUCUUUCCAAGAAGCAGCCACUGCUUGUCUGACUGGGGAGAGCCUCGCCAAUAUUUUGUCUGGUGCUUCCCCCAAAACAGCAAACACGGCUGUGUUGUGCCGAGGCAAACGCUCACCCUGCCAGCCGGCUGUUCCUGCUAUAUUUGCAGGAGCUGUUGGUGAUGCGAAUUUCUGUUGUGAUUGAAUGUUCUGUUACUGUCUACCCUGGAGAGCGCCGGGCCUGUGGCCCAAGCCAUGCUAAUUUGUCAAGGCCUGGGCGCGAUCCGUUGGAACUUAAUACAGCAGGGAACCAGCCCCUCUCUAGAGGGUGUAUUGGCUUCCUGCCUCACAGGGGUGUUGUUAGGGUCACCCCAAGCACCUCCUGCCCUGGGUUUUUCACACUGAGCCUCGAAUAUUGUAUUAAUUUACAAAUCCCUGGACAAUUAAGUCCAGAGUUCCUCUGGGAUCACCUGAUCCCUUAAGAUAUCCCAGCUCGAUCAGUGAGAACAUCUGAAGGAGUCCUGUUGAUCAUUUCCAGAGCUGGUGGGGCUCAUAUGACAACAAUGAGAAGCCAAGACCUGUGGAACUCCCUGCCACUACAUACUCAGCAGGCCAACUUUUAAACACCUGUUGUUAACUUUUUUAUUCCACCAAGCCAAUGCAGGCUAUUAAGAAUAUAUCUUUCCACAAUGAUUUACUGAUGCUUGUUUUUAGCUUUUUCGUUUUUCACUUUUAUGCUUUUCCUGUCUGCUUUUAUGUUUUUAUUGCUGUAAACUGCUUUGCUAUAUUUUUACGGUAUACAAAUAUUUUUAUAAGUAAAUAAAACAAAUAUCCUUUU
Molecule: messenger RNA, 7192 nt
Organism: Podarcis lilfordi (Lilford's wall lizard)
Lineage: Eukaryota; Metazoa; Chordata; Lepidosauria; Squamata; Lacertidae
Source: the annotation of a GenBank genome assembly